CUGUCAAUGUGGUUCCUGUCAUAAGUCGGGGAUUUCCAAAAACGUAAACUUUUUUUUUAAUGGUCAAUGUUGAAAUAUAAGAAAUGUCACUUCAACAAAAUUUCUUAAGCUCUUAAAAUAAUCUCAAUUUUCCGAAUUUGAUUUUGUUUGUUCUUUGGACUUGCGAAGCUGUCUUCACAAGCGCACUCUCUGUGACAAUGCCAGGAGGUAGAUGCAUUUGAUACAAGGAAAUGUCAGCUGAAGAUUGUAUUCCACUACGACAAUCCCAAAAUUAUCUCUGGGAUAUCACCAAACUUCUUGGUCAGGGUGCCACUAGUAAGGUGUACAAAGGCCGGGACAAGAGAAAUGGAGAAGAAGUGGCUGUUAAGGUGUUUUCGUUGGCAGCCAUGCAGAGAAGUCCCGAAGUCCAGAUGCGAGAAUUCCAGGUGAUGAUGCAUCUCAAACACGAGAAUGUUGUACAGCUUUUAGGGAUAGAGGAGGAAGAUGUGAACAGCCACAAGGUGAUUGUGAUGGAGCUGUCCCAGUAUGGCAGUCUGUACACGCUGCUAGAUGACCCCAAAAACUCGCUGGGGUUGGAGGAAGAUGAAUUUCUGAUCGUCCUCAGAGACCUCACUGCAGGGAUUCAGUAUUUAAGAGAGAAAGAUAUUGUCCACCGAGAUAUCAAACCAGGAAAUAUUCUAUUGUUCAAAGACGAGGAGGGAAGGUCUGUGUACAAAUUGACAGAUUUUGGAGCUGCUAAACAGCUAGAGAGUGAAGACGAGCAGUUUAUGUCCUUGUAUGGUACAGAGGAGUAUCUGCACCCUAACAUAUACGGCAGGGCAGUGAUAAAGGAUGGAAAUACUGGUCCAUUUGAUGCGACUGUUGACCUUUGGAGCCUGGGGGUCACGAUUUAUCAUGCAGCCACUGGACAAUUGCCAUUUAAAGCGUAUGGAGGGCGCAGAAACAGACACAAAAUGUAUGAAAUCACAAAAACCAAGGAGAGCGGGAUACUAUCAGGGAUUCAGAAGUACGAAGAUGGACCCGUGGAGUGGAGCCGGGAUCUCCCCCUCACCUGUCUACUGUCUGUAGGCCUGAAGAAGUUUUUGGUGCCAUUACUCGCCUCUUUGUUGGAGAGCAAUGAAAGGAAACGGACAACGUUUGACAGAUUUUUUCAGGAAGUAGGAAAUCUUAUGUCCAAGAAAGUUCUGAAUGCAUUUUGUCCUGUGACAUGGUCCAACAUGAGAAUCUACAUCAGGAAGGACACCAAACUGUCCCACCUUCAGGAAGUGAUUGCAGAGCAGUGUGAGGUAGCAGCUGUCAAUCAAAUUCUGGUCUUGGAUGGAGAGUUACUGGAACACACAGUGGAUCCCCUCACACCAGUGUCCAAGUACCCAAAGUCCAUCACGCCGGACAAUCCCAUAUUUGUGUUCCUAAAGUCGUACCCCGAUCACAGAUACUUUCCUAACUGUGUCUAUCCGGAGUUUCCUCGGUUUGGAAGCUCGGUGCACGUCAGUAACGACUACCAGCUGUCCAAGCUCUGCUGUACCGUCAUGGCCUUCCAUCUCAGGCUGGUCAAACAAUACCACCAAAAGUUACAGCUCUUACAAACCAGCGUCAGUGGAUACAUUCAUGAGCUACAGCACGAGAUUAUACACCUAGUAGACUACCUCAGACAUCAGAAACAGCACAACCAGACGUGUCAGCUGUGGACAAAGAAUUACAAUCACUCGGUGGCUCAGAAUACAGCCCUGGUCAGGGGGGCUGAUCAGGGGGCAGGGGCCAAAGACAGGGAGAGGCUCCUAGAGGGGAAUCAGAUAUACAUCAGGGAUCUAGAAAAACAGGUUGAGAACAUAAUGAAAGGAGCGGAGGAUCAGCUGAGUCAGAUACAGAGGGAUGAACUUCAGAACAAACGACUCGAGCACUACUGGGAUGACGAGAACAUGGCCUGUCACUCAGAUACAUACAGAUGUGGAGAGAAGAUAGGAAUUAUGUUGGAAUCGAUGAGGGGUAUCAUGAUCGCAUUUAAAGAAGACAGACACAGAGCUGUACUGGGGAAACUGGAGGAAAAUAUUCAUAUGGUAGAAAAAAAUCGACUUCAGACCCUGUGUUCCAAAUCCCUGUCGAUUUUAGAGAGUUGUAACCGGUGUACAGAGAAACAGUACAAUGCUUACUACAUGUGGUACAACCAAGCAGUGGACACACGAAAGAAAUGUGAUAAAGUUAACCUAAAACUGGGGCAUCUGGAAAAAAGGCAGAAUGAAUUUGUCAAUAAAUUAGACGAGUUCUCUAAAGCGAUGAUAGGCAGUAUGCAUGAGAUUGUAUGUGAACCAAACUUUAAAACCAGCAACAACGACCAUCAGAAACGGAAACAUUCCGUGGACCUCAUCAACAAAAUCAACAAUAGGUUAGAGUCUGUGGGGUUGGAUGUGUUAGCUAUCACUCAGCAUGUAGACGAAAAUUCCAAAAUAAUAAACAGCACCGAGAAACACAUAAUUGAAAAUGACGUGUGAUGUCACAGAAGAGCAUUCUAAAUCUGGCCAAAAACGUUUGAUGCACAGACUGAGAAGCAAUGCAGCGAUGCCUCAGACUCCGUCCUUUAAAUGCUGAUUUCCCCUAGAAAUCGACUGUAGCGGUGGUCAGUUAAUCUGUGGUUAUAGUCAAAUGUAAACCACGGUCAAUAAUUCGUGGAUUAAACCACGGUCAAUAAUUCAUGGAUUAAACCACGGUCAAUAAUUCGUGGAUUGGAGACAAAACGUUUGUAGGCAGUGAUUGAUGCGAGCAUAUUACUAUAAUGAGAAUGUUUCUUCAAAUCAGGCUAAACAUCAGAAGUGAAAACAAAAAGAUCUUAAGGUAGAUGAAGUAGCAGCCCUGUAAAACGUUUACUCGUUACAUUAUAACCACAUAGUCUACGAUGUGCACAUUGGAUUUUACAUUCAUAUGCAUGUCAUUUAGUGCUUAAAACGUGGUACACAUGUUCCAAUAUUAACAUUUCCAAUGUUUUACUAAGGAUAACUUUAAAACCAAUUGAAAUGAUUGACAUUUCCUCAUGAAUGUGAACAAUGUGCGUAGGAAUCUUGUUAAAUAUAGUACGACUGUUUUUACGGUUGGGAGUAUUCCGACAGAAAUGAAAAUAAAAUGUGAAUAUUUGUAUAAUGUCGUGAAGGGUCGCAGAUCAUUCCCUGUGUAUCUUCAGAACUGAAAUUUAUAUCUUAAAUGUACCUUAUUCAGCUAGCUCAAUGGGGGAAUGGUGAUUUCAACCCAUCUACUGAAAAAUUACAGUAAACAGUGGGCAGUACAAUGUACAAAACCCUUUACACCACAUGACUGUUGUAUGAUGAGAAUGCUGCUGAAGAGCAAUAAAGAAAGUGUUGUUAAUUCAUUCAAUUUCCAUGACUGUGAUAUAUUCAGAGACAUUUUAAUGAAUGAACUCCUGGGAAGUGAUUUUUGAGAGAGAGAGAGAGAGAGAGAGAGAGAGAGAGAGAAUAUUGUUAUUUCUACUAUGUGAAAGUUACAGUUUAUGUGAACUUUAAUUUUGUGUUAAAUUAUACUGUACAUAUCAUUUUAAAUUUUUAAAACUGUUUAGCGAUUGUUGAACUUUGAGAUUUAUGGAUCUCAUAUUAUUGCCUGCUUAUGAUAUAAAAUUAUAUUUUUACUGGGA
Ostrea edulis (European flat oyster) is the source of this 3637-nucleotide messenger RNA. Its product is annotated as serine/threonine-protein kinase TBK1-like. NCBI's taxonomy places the organism in Eukaryota, Metazoa, Mollusca, Bivalvia, Ostreida, Ostreidae. The record is from RefSeq and is a predicted model, not a curated record. Gene Ontology annotation, biological process: peptidyl-serine phosphorylation. Gene Ontology annotation, cellular component: cytoplasm. The transcript is spliced from 19 exons. Bases 231 to 2489 code for a protein of 752 amino acids. Gene Ontology annotation, molecular function: protein serine/threonine kinase activity; ATP binding.